AGCAAACACUUGUGAUGAUGGAGCAAUCUCGUAAGUCAUCUGAAGCCGAAAAAAUUGCUCUUCAACAAGCUCACGAAGCCGUGGCUGCUAAGGAAAUUGCUGCUUCCGAGGCUGAAAAGGCAACUACUCGAGAAAAUUUCAUGCUCGAAUUAAUGAAUGAAGCCAGUGCAGAUAUGUCGGGUGCCUUUGUUGAUGCUGCUGCCGAGGAAGAGAGGGUAAAUGCUAGGACAACCCUCCUUGUUAAUCUUUCCCUGGACCAUGGUUCGUUGUUUUGGGCUACCCCAGAGAGGACCCGCCAAAUUGUCAGAUUUCAAGAUCGCGCCUCUCAAACUCGCGAUUUCCUUGACUUCUGUACCAAGACCUUGUCCAUGGUUUACAACUCCAUGUUUCCUCGGAACGUCCAACCAAAAACUCUUCCUGAAUUGAUGGAAAGGUUCAAGGAUGCUCGCAGUAUCCAUGAUUUUGUCAAAGCUCAACUAGUAGCUGGCGCCAGAUUUGCUCUUAUCAUGCUCCAAAUCUGCCACUCGAAGCUUGACCUUACCCAGGUUGUCGAGAAGGUUCACCAAAAAGUAAAACGUCGGAGAGUUGGUGUUGACAGGAUUAACACGAAGGUUACGCCUAUAGCCGAAGAAAUGAUUGAAGACCUACUUCGGAUGGAUGCCGACUUUUUUGCCGAUGGCCAUUAUGCCGAUUUUCUUGGUGCUGCUCUCGAGGAAAACAGGGUUACUCUUGAUGACAUAUUGAAUCAAGACUAGUUAGUUUCUUCUUGUAGAUAUUUUUUCUUUGUAAUCCAUGACUAUAUUGUAAAGCAAUCAUUAUAUUUCUCUGUUUGUUUAGCCCCCGAGUGUUUCGGUGACUCUUUACUAUAUUUGUAUACUUGCGAGGUUUUGAACCAAGGCAUUUAUAUAUUUAAGGCGAAUAUGAGCCCCCAAGCUUUUUAUUGAGUACUAUUUUGUAU
Molecule: messenger RNA, 958 nt
Organism: Lolium perenne
Lineage: Eukaryota; Viridiplantae; Streptophyta; Magnoliopsida; Poales; Poaceae
Source: RefSeq, a predicted model, not a curated record